Molecule: messenger RNA, 3144 nt
Organism: [Candida] anglica
Lineage: Eukaryota; Fungi; Ascomycota; Pichiomycetes; Serinales; Debaryomycetaceae
Source: the annotation of a GenBank genome assembly
AUGCGUUUGGGAAUUUCUUUAACUAUCAUAUCAUACUUCCUUGUUAGACCAAGUUGGGCGAAAGUUUUUGAUUCGGAUGCUAUUUUGUACAACACAGGGUUACCAAAUGAACCAAAUUGGAUCAAUGGUGGAAACUACGUCGUCUUGGAAAACCCUCCAAAGAUAGAUUUAGAUCAAACAAUUGUCCAAGGUCUGUUGUACAUCCACAAUGAUGAGACACCAUUACAAGUUACGAGCUCAAAUCAAGUCGUUAAUGAUGGCGAGCUUGUCAUCUUCUCUGAAUCAGCCAAAGCUUCUGAGUUUGCUUUAAGUACCGAUAUGUUAACGAACAAGGGUUCUUUUUGGCUCAAUGUUCCCAGCAAUACGGAGAAUUCUAUUUCUUUCCUUGGUUUUACAUCGAAUUAUCCUAGUGGUUUGAUGGUUAUUAGCCUGCCUUCAAAUCCAUUGUCGACAGUGAAAUUGGGACAAUUGGCCAACUUUGGCCAGAUAUGUUUAAUUAACCAAGUUGUGGAAGUAUCUUCGGAUGCUUCAAUCACUGGUACUGGCUAUGUCGAUAUUGGAGAGAAUUCUCAGUUCACUCCACAACAUGCUGACCACCAACUGUUUUAUCUUUCCAGUCCUUCAUCCACAUUUGUUGUACCUUUGGACUCUUACCCCUUUGUGUAUGGGUUUGGGAAUGGCAAUACCAUCAUAAUGAGUUUCGGCACUUCUGGUAAUUUGCAAUUGAAAUAUAACGAUGGUUUUCUUACUGUUAUCAAUAGACGGACAAGUGACCCUUUUCCAGUUAUGGUUAGUGUCAACAUAGGUUAUGGAUAUACCUUUGAUGACUUCGUUUUAACUCCUUAUUCUGAAGGUGAAAGCUGUUCCAUAUCUUACCCCGGCGACCCACCAAAUAAAGUCAGUGAAGAAUUCAAACCAUGCCCCCCACAACCCCCAAUCCCUCGAAAUACGGUAACUUCUAGCGCAGCUCCUACAUCUAGCACGACAACUUCGUCUAGUGAAGCCCCAACUUCCAGCGAGGAACCUACAUCCAGUGAAACUCCAUCAUCCAGUGCAGUCCCAUCAUCUAGUGAGUUACCUUCAUCUAGUAUAGAUCAUUCAACUAAUGUGACGCCAUCAUCUAGUACAACACCUCUGUCGACCUUAGCACCAUCCUCCAGUGCAGCACAUUCAUCUAGUGCGAUAUCUUCAUCUAGCGAAGUGCCUUCAUCUAGUACAACACCAUCGUCUAGUGAACUACCAAUAUCUAGUGGGUUGCCUUCGUCCAGUGAAGUACCAACAUCUAGUGAGGUGUCUUCGUCAAGUGUAACACCAUCAUCUAGUGAAUUACCAACAUCUAGUAUUGUCUCAUCAUUUACUGUACCUUCAUCAUUGAGUGAGGUGAGAUCAUCCAGUGUGCUACCAUCUUCUGAAGACUUGUCACCCACUUUAGUAUCUAAAUCAAGUUUCACUCUGACAAUUGUAGUACCAUCAACAAUUGUCAUUACCGUGACCUCUUGUUCAAAUCACAAGUGUACCACAACUCCCAUUACAACUGGCCAAACAGUUGUUACUACCACCUCGAACAGAAUAGUAACAACAUAUACCACUUACUGUCCGCUUACUAGCACAUCCACGACUGAGGAAUCAUCAUCCAGUAAAUCGACUUCAUCUAGUGGCUCAACAUCAUCAAGUUCUUCAGCUUCAUCAAGUUCUUCAGCUUCAUCAAGUUCCUCGACUGGAUCAAGUUCCUCAGCUUCAUCAAGUUCUUCAUCUUCUACAGGAUCUGAAUCAAGUCUCACUCUGACAGUUACAGUACCAUCAACAGUUGUCAUAACCGUGACCUCUUGUUCUAAUCACAAGUGUACCACAACUCCCAUUACAACUGGGCAAACUGUCAUUACUACCACCUCGAACAGUCAAGUCACAACAUAUACUACUUACUGUCCGCUUACUAGCACAUCCACGACUGAGGAAUCAUCAUCCAGUAAAUCGACUUCAUCUAGUGGCUCAACAUCAUCAAGUUCUUCAGCUUCAUCAAGUUCUUCAUCUUCUACAGGAUCUGAAUCAAGUCUCACUCUGACAGUUACAGUACCAUCAACAGUUGUCAUAACCGUGACCUCUUGUUCUAAUCACAAGUGUACCACAACUCCCAUUACAACUGGGCAAACUGUCAUUACUACCACCUCGAACAGUCAAGUCACAACAUAUACCACUUACUGUCCACUUAGUAGUACAUCCACGACCAAGGCAUCUUCAUCUAGUGAAUCACUCACAUCAAGCUCCUUAAUAUCAUCCAGUGAAUCGACCACUUCAAGUUCUUCAACUUCAGCCAGUGAAUCGAUCACUUCAAGUUCUUCAACUUCAGCCAGUGAAUCGACUACUUCAAGUUCUUCAACUUCAGCCAGUGAAUCGACUACAUCAAGUUCUUCAUCCAGUGAAUCGACCACUUCAAGUUCUUCAAGUUCAGCCAGUGAAUCGAUCACUUCAAGUUCUUCAUGCAGUGAGUCGACUAGAUCAAGUUCUUCAACGUCAGCCAGUGAAUCGACUUUAUCUACUACCGUUUCUCAAUCAAGUCUCACUCUGACAGUUACAGUACCAUCUACAACUGUCAUCACUGUGACUUCUUGCUCAAAUAAUAAGUGCAGCACAAUUCCUAUUACAACUGGUCACACUAUAGUUACUACCACCUCGAACAGCCAAGUUACAACCUACACCACUUACUGUCCGCUCACUAAAACAUCAACAUCCGCAACAACUUCUUCCAGAAAAUUACCUGUGUCUAGUGAAACAAUGACUUCAAAAUACAUCUCCUCAUUCACCACAGUAUCUAAAUCAAAUAUCUUACUGACCACUACAGUUCCAUCAACGACCAUCAUCACCACGAUUUCUUGUUCUGACUAUAAAUGUAUCGAAGUUCCUAUCACCACCGGUCAAACUGUCAUUACUAUCGUCUCUGAAAAUAAAGUCACAACGUAUACUACGUACUGUCCCCUUUCUUCAGAGACCUCAAUUGCCCCAUACGACACCAUGUCCACAAUUUCUAGUACUGCAACUACAAACAUUAUCCCAGACAUUCCAAAACCAUCAGAAGGUGGAGCUACAAACUUGAAGACUGUUGUGUCGCCAUUAUUGGUUGUCUUUUUAUCUUUCUUUGCUUUGUAA